GUAUAUUUUUAUAUUCCAUUAGGGCUAUAUAUGAAAAUGUUUGUAUGUAGCAAGUUUUAAGUUUCUAUGCUGUUUACUUAAAAUAUGGGUGCUGCCGAUAGCAAGUUGAAUUUCAGACAGGCUGUUGUGCAGUUGACAAGCAAGAAAACGCCUGUGGAAGUUAAUGAUGAAGCAUUCUGGGAACAAUUCUGGAUGGAUUCUAUAACAAAUGUGAAUGACAUAUUUGCACUAAUUCCUGCUGCAGAAAUAAGAACAUUGCGUGAAGAAUGUCCAUCCAAUCUUGCUACAUUAUGCUAUAAGUGUGUGGAAAAGUUGGUGAAUGCAGCUUCAACAGGAUGCUCUGGGCAGUCUGAACAUUUAGCAGUGUUAAACUGCUGCAGAUUAUUAACCCGUGUCAUGCCGUAUAUUUUUGAAGAUCCAGAUUGGCGUGGGUUUUUUUGGUCAACAGUUCCAGGCCAGGGUGAGGCUGAAAGGAGCACAGAGAGUCAAGAAGAAACUGCCACACCAUUGGCACAAUCUUUAGUUGCUGCAGUUUGUGACCUUUUAUUUUGUCCUGAUUUUACUGUUUUUGCGAAACGAUCUGGUCCAGAUAAUCCAGAGGACCUUGCUAAUAUUGAUAGCUGUGCAUAUAUUUGGGAAGCUGGAGUUGGUUUUGCGUCAUCUCCCCCACACGUAGCUGCACACGACCUAAACAGGGCAGAAUUGUUGAAAUUACUUUUGACAUGUUUUUCAGAAGCUAUGUAUCUUCCGCCUGCAGAAGCACCUAAUACACCAAAUAAAUGGCUGCAGUACUUCGCUUCAUCUGAAAACAGGCAUGCCUUGCCACUAUUUACAUCCUUACUGAAUGUUGUAUGCUCUUAUGAUCCCGUUGGAUAUGGAAUACCGUAUAACCAUGUCAUGUUUAACGAUACACGUGAACCUUUAAUCGAAGUGGCGCUUCAGUUGUUGAUCGUUGUCCUGGACUAUGAUAUGGAACAACAACAAAUUUUAGAAAAUAUAAACAACCCAGACCAGUCUUUCGAGGGUACUGGCCCAGAAAAUUUGUUUUGUAAUUACUUGACAAGAAUACACAGAGAAGAGGAUUUUCAUUUCAUCCUUCGUGGCAUUACACAACUGUUGCAGAAUCCUUUAAUUCAGACCUACUUACCAAAUUCAUGCAAAAAAAUUGGAUUCCAUCAAGAAUUACUGGUAUUGUUUUGGAAGUUGUGCGAUUUAAAUAAGAAAUUCUUGUUCUAUGUGUUGAAAAGUAGCGAUGUCUUAAACGUGCUAGUGCCGAUACUCUACCACCUGAACGACUCAAGAGGAGACCCUUCUCGUAUUGGUUUGAUGCAUAUUGGUGUCUUCAUUCUUCUUCUGUUAAGCGGCGAAAGAAAUUUUGGUGUUCGACUGAACAAACCAUAUUCUGUACGCAUACCGAUGGACAUACCCGUUUUUAACGGAACACAUUCUGACCUGCUUAUUAUAGUUUUCCACAAAAUAAUAACAACGGGUCACCAAAGACUACACCCCUUAUUUGACUGUUUACUGACCAUCAUUGUGAACGUGUCGCCAUAUUUGAAAUCACUGUCCAUGGUGGCAGCAAACAAACUUCUUCAUCUGCUGGAGGCUUUCUCAACACCAUGGUUUUUGUUCGCAAACUCCACGAAUCAUCAUUUAGUGUUUUUCCUGUUGGAAACUUUCAACAACAUCAUACAGUAUCAGUUCGAUGGGAACGCGCAUUUAGUUUAUGCCAUCAUUCGUAAGCGUAAUGUUUUUCAUCAAUUGGCUAACUUACCCACUGAUCCAAGCGGUAUAAAAAAACCUGGAAAACAUGAAAGGAAAUCCUCAGAAUCCUCAGUCGAUGAAGGGAACAUUGUUCAACCAACGUUGGCCAAUAUACCUACAACGACUAAAACAGUGCAAAACCCGAAUGCAGCCGAAGAAGCGACAACUAGUCAGAAAGAACAAGACGAGACUAUUGACGCAUCUUACGACGUUACAGCACCUGUUAACAGAGAAGGCAACAUGCGAAGAGCAAACAUUGGAGAGAAAGGCGUAGGCGGUGGCUUUGCACCAACUUCAGAAUGGGUUCAUUCGUGGAAGCAGAAAUUACCGCUGCAGACAAUCAUGAGACUGCUGCAAGUUUUGGUGCCACAAGUGGAGAAAAUUUGUAUUGACAAAGGUUUAACUGAUGAAUCAGAGAUUAUCAAAUUUCUUCAACAUGGUACCUUGGUCGGGUUAUUGCCUGUACCGCAUCCUAUACUAAUACGAAAGUACCAGGCGAACAGUGGAACCCAGCUUUGGUUUCGUACAUACAUGUGGGGCAUUAUAUACUUAAGAAACAUUGAUCCACCGAUAUGGUAUGAUACAGACGUCAGGCUAUUUGAAAUUCAAAGAGUAUGAAAAUUCUGACAAGAGAAAGAGUGAUUUACGUCGGUAAAAAGUUCUUAUUCCUCUACUUUCUGGUAAUAUGUUCUUAAAAAUAUGUUUGAAGGAUGUAAAGUGGAAAAAAACUUUUUCCAUCUUGUCAAGCUUGUGUUAAAUAUAAAGCAGAAAUAAUUAAUGAUUAUGAGAGCAUAUAAUUUAUCAUUUGUGCAACAAUUUGGAAACUUUUUCGUACUUUAAGGCGGCUACGAAUGUCUUUGCUACUCUCUAUCAGAAAGACUUGACACUGUUAGCUUUUUGACCGCCCGUGUGCAUCAAAUUUCAUGUUGGCCACUAAUGAUGAAAAGUAAAGCCACAUUUCGUAGCCGCUUUAUUACUUUAUUCAGAUAGUAAUUAUUACAAAGUAUAAAAAAUAGUAUUUUAGCAAAAGCAGGGGAAAGAGCGGCUUAGAAUUUUGAAGCUUAACCUUAUAUUUUAAAGAAAUCGUAGAAUUGUUUCUUCGAAGAAGCCUGUGUUGAUAGAAGCCGUAGCUAAAAAACGUCUACUUUUUCGUUGUUAAAUGUGUUGUUUUUUACUUAAUUACUGUUUUUUUCUAAAACUUAAUUCUAAAUGGUCAAUUAACUUUUAAAGCAUUUUUGUACCCGCGUAAAUUCGUAAAAGCGCUUCUCCAUUAGGCGGAAUAUUCUGAGCCUAAUAACUUUGAGCUUUAAAAUCUCCACUGCUGGGAGUAGAAUUCUUUUGGCGACACAGUAUGUUACCUCAGUCAAUUAGAAUGCCGACCAGAAUAUUUUGGCUAGUGGAGACGAGCCUUAAACAGGAUUUCGUUUGUCUACCAACUUUAAAAUCAUUCUCGCUUCGUAGACAACUUGGAUUAACAAAAAAUCGUAUUAAGAAGCCUUAACGCUCAUUUCCAUUCGACUGCGUUUUCCACAAAAAGCUCACGUGUUUGUUCUUUUUAGGGCGUGCGCAGUUACACAUCUCCCGCGAUAAAAAAAAAAGACUCGUGAACUUAUUUGCACUAUAGUGUAAAAUGCAGUCAAAUGGAAACAAGCCCUUACGGUGUUAUUUAAACAACCCUGCAUAUUAUUCCUUAUUUCUGGAAAUAUAUCCUUAUUAUACAGUCGUUAAUGAUUUUGGCCUAAAUAGCCUAACCAAAAACUUCCACGCUUUAUGUGGCUGGCCUAAUUCUUAAACACAGUUCGAUGAGAUAGCUGUCGUGGGUUCACACAAUAUGUCAGGUUUAGCAUUCUGAAAAUAGUUUUAAUUUUAGUGAUUCGAAUUUUCUUAACAACGAAGUUUCGUUCUGUGGCCGAGUUUUUUAGAUUUUUUUGUUCUUUGUGUGUUUGAGUAAUUUUCUGAGUUUAUUUAAAAAAGGGGAAAGUUAUUAGCAAUUUCUUUUUUUCAUUUUUAUUAAGAAAUGUAAUUAUUUAUUAGUAGUAUUUAUUUAAAGGGAAGAAUAAUUAUAAAACUUA
Hydractinia symbiolongicarpus is the source of this 3836-nucleotide messenger RNA. Its product is annotated as protein HID1-like. The transcript is spliced from 28 exons. NCBI's taxonomy places the organism in Eukaryota, Metazoa, Cnidaria, Hydrozoa, Anthoathecata, Hydractiniidae. The record is from RefSeq and is a predicted model, not a curated record. Bases 85 to 2382 code for a protein of 765 amino acids. Gene Ontology annotation, cellular component: Golgi medial cisterna; Golgi trans cisterna; membrane.